Molecule: messenger RNA, 294 nt
Organism: Histoplasma mississippiense
Lineage: Eukaryota; Fungi; Ascomycota; Eurotiomycetes; Onygenales; Ajellomycetaceae
Exons: 3
Coding region: 1-294 (97 amino acids)
Source: RefSeq, a predicted model, not a curated record
AUGGCUACAGGUGCCAGCGGGAUCCCCAGUGUCAUGCGCGCUGGUAGACGCCGUUGGGCGGUGCUGGGACGGGGGGAGUAUGGAUGGUGCGACGCGAAGAGCUUCCCACCAAUAUUGUCACGGAUCAACUACCCGACGAUAUGGUCACGGAUCAUCAAGGUGGGGGGCUCAUGUUACGAUGUGCUCACCGACCAGGUCAACGUCGGGAUCAAGACGCAAAAGGAAUGUGAGCUGAUAGGGGGGCCAAAUCCAUAUGGUGAUGCUGCUCGGCAGAUUGCCAGCGGACGAGGAUAA